UGAUGACAAAAAUAAAACAUGGCGGAUGGUGGUUCUUUAAGAGCCAAGCAAAGCACAGCUGCUAAUUUCAGAGCUCACUGUCACAAGGAGAAAGGAAAGAGGGAAAUACGAGCUUUUUUAGACGGUGUACUUAGUCUUCAACAUCCUUUUGACGCGGAAAGACAAGAAUGGUGUCUGUGGUUAAUUGCUGGAGGAAGGCCUCCGGAGGAAUUUAGAAAUGUGUUACGCUCUUACGACACACCAACUAUUUGUGGUUUGGUAUGGAAUAAGAAUUUUGUGGCGUAUCGUUGUAGAGAUUGUGGCAUUUCUCCUUGUAUGUCAUUAUGUGCGGAUUGUUUUCACGCUGGAAAUCAUGAAGGACAUGAUUUUAAUAUGUUCAAAAGUCAGGCUGGAGGAGCUUGUGACUGCGGAGAUGAGGAUGUUAUGAAAAGAGAGGGGUGAGGAACUAACAAUGAUUAGUUUAUUCGUUAUUUCACAGGGGCAAAUUUUGCCUUUAAUGUUUUUGUUUAUAAUCAGACUAUAUAUUCCUUUUUUAAAAUUCCAGCUAAAUGUAAAGAUUAGGCAAUUACAGAAUUCUGUUGCGUUGUUGAUAGCUUUCAUUUGUAUCACAUCAUCACCUUUACUAUUUUGCUUUAGAAAUUGAAAGUUCUUGGCUAAGUUUAUUACAUUCCAUACCAAUUGUAGUAUGUUAUGAACCCAGAGCUUUUAAUGCAUCAUAAUUCUUAGAGCAAUGUUUUGCUGUUAAAUGUAAUCAGUUUAUAAGCUGAUUUUGAUUGCUUUUGUUUAUAUUAUGCAAUGAACUACAUGUAUAAACCUUCCACUCCCAGAUUUAAUGAUGGAGUCUUUUAACUCUUGAGUAUGUGGAUGAAAUAGAUCGCCCCAUAUAAGGGAAUCCAAGACAGUCUUGGAUUCUGGAUUCCAUGCCGUGGAUUCCAGAUUCCAGGUACUUGAUUCCAGUCUUUGUCGGUAGAACUUGGAUUCUGGAUUCCAUUCCUUUGUACGAUUUCAGAUUCGUUGAGCUGUAUUCCAGUUUCCAAAGCCCAGGGUUCUGGAUUCCACAAGCAAAAUUUUUCCAGAUUCCGGAAUCCCUUACACUUGGCAAAAUGGACCGUUCCAUGGGUUUUUUGACUUUUGUCUGGGACCAGGUAGCAAAACUCCAUCAACAUGGCUUGAAAGAAAGCCUUAAAUCAGCAAAUUUGCUGUGAAAGUGAUUUGUUGAAAACUAAGAAAAAUAUAGCUCCGCAGAGUCGUGGUGGGAGGCAAGUUUGUGCCCCCCACCAUACAAACGUCUGUAAAAGUAAUAUUGCAGUUUUGUGGGGUAAUAUAUUUGCUGUCUUUGGAUGUUUCACCUUUAAACUUGGUAGGUUACCUUAUUUUAAAGCCCUCUAUCGAGCAGUGUUGAUGGAUAUUUGCUUAAAUAUACUGCUCUUUAUCAAAAGUUAAAAGAAAGGAAGGGUCUUGCAUCUUUGACCAUUUAUUUUUUAUUUUAAUAAUAUAUGAUAGUCAGCAUUUUACAGUUCCAAUGUGCAGUUUUUGUGUAAUUUCGACUUUGGCAACUUCUGGGAAUGAAAGGGUAAAAACUGAAUUUGAUACAGGUUUACACAAACACAAGUCAGGCGCCAUGGGUCACCGGGCACUGCUAAAGUACAGCCUUGACUUAAUCACUGUAAACUAUAUUUUGCAUCUGGUGAUUCUACAUGCAAGUGACUUCUGAUUAUCUUUCCUCGAUUCGGUAUGUGAAACAAAUAAAUGAAUGAAAGAUGAAUUUCAUUGGUGAUUGUACCCAUCCGCAACACCAUGAAACUACCAUAAUAAUAUUGAAGGGGUGCAUUGAAUAAAGCUCUACAGUGUAAGCAACUCUUGAUAUUUUGUUAAAUUCUCCUUUAGCUUUCAAAGAGGUUAUCAAGAAGAAGAUUCUAGCCUUUUUGUCUCUAUGAACUCCUUCAAUUGGUUUACUAUUGACUAGAUCUGUGAUGCAUGUUCCUGUGUUCCCUGACAUAUGCUUGUAACAUAUGCUCUAUACAGGAGCUCAGAUAAAGGGGCUAAAAUUUAUCAACAAACCAUUUCAUUACAGGUUUUGUCAUCGGCAUGGAAAAAAGGAUACCACUGUCUCGAAAUCUCCACCUCCUGAACUGUUAGCCAUGGCUCAAAUUGUUGUUCCAAGGCUCUGUGUAAGGCUUCAUCAACAGCUAAAAGAACUGGAACCAUACACAAUAGGUACAUGUACAUAAGUCAUUCACCUGAUAACAACUAAGGCCCGGUUCAGACGCCGAUCUUUUGUUGAGCCGAACCUAAUACAUUUAAUUAAGUACUUGAAAAGUUAUUUCAAUUUGGAACGGCUCAGCUGUUCUUCAUGCCUAGCCUGGCCUGGCUCCGAUUCAGACGCCGAACUUUUCAUGUACCGAACCUAGAGCAUGAAAUAAUUAUAAUAAAGUAUUUUGCAAGCAGUUUGACCAAACUGAACAUUUUUCUCAUUUUGAAUUUAGUUCGACUGGAAUUAAGAUCGGCGUCUGAAUCAACUCAGGCUGUCUAAAUAGUUUGGGUCUGCCUUAAUUCGAAUUAGGCACAGCUCGUGAAAGUUCAGUGUCUGAUUCGGGCCUAAGAAAAAUUGACUUGGCUUUGUAGCGUUAACACAAUUACUGGUAAACCAGCAGUUAACAUUGUGGCCCACAAAUCCUGAAGGACAGAAAUAUAUGUAAACAUAACAUGGUUAAGAAUUCCAGCUGUCUAGAGGCAAACCACUUGGCUAUUUCCUUCAAGCAUGACCGAGAAGUUACACCUGGGACUACUAGGAACAAAUCAAGCUAGCGGUUAGGGCGUGGAUUGAACUCUGGGCCUUCAGGUUGAAAUUUCAGCAAACUAACUAAAAUCGGAUUAAUGUAGGUUUCUGGGAAACUGCCCACCUACCCCUUCCCUAAGCCAUCAUUUUGCCUAAAGUGAGAAGUAAGUGUUAAUGUUAGUUUAGGGGAGGGGUGGGUGGGCAGUUUCCCAGAAACCUAAAUUGAUCUCUAAUGCAUGCUGCCUCCAUAACUACUAACUGCCAGCCAUUUGGCUCAGUGGGAAAUGUGCUGGUCUGCUUAUUAAAGGGACUGGUUCACGAUAAUGCGCAUGCGCGCCGUUUGUCUCUUCAGAAUAAAUUUGUUGGGUCAACACUAAAUUCGAAAUCGCCAUUACCGGUACAAUCACUGAAAAUCCUUCGUUUUAUUCGGACAUCCGCCGCUUUGGCUGGUCUAGUUAUACUUCGGUAGUGGUGAUUAACGUGUGGUUGUGUCGUUUGACUGGUUACGUUUUAAGAAGACGCAAAAAAUAAUGUUUUGAUCAUGGAGGUUCAGAAGAGCAUCGUGGCCGUCUGGCAACAGGACGUUCUCAAUAGUCUUUGAAGAUAGAGAAGCUUAGCCUAUCGAUUUGGUAUGGUUCUAGGAGUAGUGUGUGGCUUACGAAAAGUAUACACGACACUUUGAAAGUGGUUAAAGGCAUGAGUUCGUUCAACUUUGAUUUGAUUUUUGACUCCGACCUGUAGUUAUACCGCAACGGGCAUGCGAUCUUCACCGAUCUGGUACACUUGAAAUUUUCCUUGUAUCUUUGCUUUACGAUCGUAUAUGUUUAAGAAUUGAUGUUUUUAAAUAAAUUAUUGCCUGAGUAUUCUGUUUAUAAUCUAGUUUCUUUAUUUGUGCUACUCGAUAACAUUUGUUUUUUAUGGAACACUGACCUGAUGCAACGCGAAUGAAUUUGUUCAUUUGCUGAUAAGCAUUUGAAAUUUAUGCUCAAUUAAGGAUAAUCUUUAUACUCAUACGUUGUAUGUUUUUUUGUCACCGGUCAGGAGCUAUUUGUAGGUAUUUCUGGAUUUAUAUAAGACGAACUGAGAGAACAGUAACAAGAUGUUUGUUUACAAAUUUUGUUUGCCGAUCGGUGACUGCUUUGUUAGCGUGGGUACGACCUCGUAAAAAUACACGUUGGUAAAUGUUUGUUUCAAAGCAGGACAGGGCUGUAAAUCUUAUUCUAAUCGGCUGCAACAUAUAUCUGAGGAGUAGCAAAGAAUAAACUUGAAUUAUGGGGAUAAAUAAAAUCAAACCAAAUGCCCGGAAAUACUCUUGCGUCGCGAACAAUUAAUUUGAAUUUUGUAAAUUUACUUGCAUGCAUCUAACUCGCUUCCGAUUGGUUGAAAAACAAUCAGCUACUGUCAGAACUCACACAUGCGCAUUAUCGUGAACCAGUCCCUUUAAGAAGUCAUAGGUUUGUCCUGGUCAGAUCACCGUCCAGGGCAGGGCUUGAAAAAAAUCGAGUCUAUGUAUACUGAAAGAUAUGGACAUGUAGAUUUCCUUGCUUGGCAAGUAACUUUUAAAGCUCACUUAUGAAAUGAGCAAAGGCUCAGCCAAGUCAUUUACCAACUAAAUCAUACACUUCAUGUAAGACAAGCAAAAUAUGAGAGCUGCUUGUCCAGAUGGCAUGCUGAAAGGUUUCUUUGAGCCCCUGCAGAGUCUUUUAACAUUGUUCCCCCUAAAUUUUAGCUCAGCAGGUAAGGGACCAUUCAUGGCCAGUACAGGCGCACUUUCCUGGGGGGAGGGGGGCAGUGGAGCGAGGGACAUGGCCCCACCCUUGCUGGGUAAUAUAGGAGCUAAGUUCUCUGAAACGUCAUCCCCUCAUUUUAAGACCUAUUUUACACAAAUUGGCCAUUGUCAUCUCAAGACAACAAUUUAAAAUGGUUGGUUCCAAUAAUUUUACUCUGUCUUCAGUGUUCUCUUUCCAAAAUGUGUGGCCCAUAAUAAUUUAGUUCUUUUCCAUAUGUAUUUAUUCAUUUUCCUUGUGAGAAUCUGAUCGGAUCAAACUUUCCUUUUUUGAAAAUCUACUAUCAAUUUUAGUAAACCUUCAAGUGGUUGCGGGUGGUUAGAAGUGUUGCUUCAGCCAGUAAAUUUUUUUUACCGGUUACCGCCUGAUAAGGAAAACACUGUCAUGAAGGUUGCAACAAAGCCCUUUUCAUUUAUUGUAGUUUUAUUUAUUAUUUAUCCAUUUAUAUUUACUCAAGGGCCUACAGUGUACAUGUACAUCGUAUACUGAUCUCUGCAUUUUACAUUUCAGAUCCAUUAUCGGAUGAUAUGAAUGAUGCUAAGGUCCUGGUGAAUUUUCUUGUUCAGUUAUGUGACACUAACACCAUGAAAACUAUAGCAGCUGAGUCAUUGAUGAUGAAAAUCAUGGAUGUAGAAAGAACUUUAAGGGAAAGGAGAACUUCUUAUACUGCUUCUUGUACCUCAUCAUUUCGUAGCCCUUCACUUUCAUCAAUUGGUAGAAUGGGUAGUUCAAGUUCUUGCUCAAGUGUCAUGUCUGCCGACAGUAUGGAUGACUUUGCUAAUGUAACAUUUUUGGAUUUUUUGAUGGACUUUGUGACACAAUUUGAAUUUCCAGAGAAAAUGGUCACAUUUCUUCUUCAUCUGUUGCCAAAUGCAGACUACAAGGUACAUGCAACUAGGUAGUUAAUGAAUAAACCAAUUUGAUCUGAUCAGUUUAUUUUAGAACUGGUACAUAUCAUUUGCAGUGUUUUGGCCAAAAUGUACUCUAAAAAAUGGUUCCUCCAUCUAGAUGAAGUUAUAGAGUUGAAGACAAAGUAAAUAAAAUUCAUUAUGGUGAUACACUUAUUUAUUGUUUUAACAUUCCACUGAUGUCUCAAAGUAUGGACCUGUGGAGGAGAAGUUGCAAAAUAUUUUUCCAAGUCCUUCCAAGAAUCCAUGCAAAAUAAAGGAACCCUGAUCCUUUCAAUCUCUUCCUUUUUUGUCUUGAUUAAAAUCUGUGAACAUAUUAUCCCUUUGGCAGCAUGCCUUCAAGGUCUGAUGGACAAUUGAAACGAAAACCAAUUUUGAUCGAAGCAUGUUAUAAUCCAUCUAAACACCAAGUAAAUAAUAUCUGGUGAUAAUUCAUCUUUAUAGUCAUGUGUUAUCUGUCUUAAAAAUAAUUUUAUCAUGUUUAUUUGGGUUUGUAUUUUCUAAGAUUUUUAGUUGCAAAUGUGUGGUUAUUGGCAACAUUCCAUAAAUAUUGUUUGGGUCAUAAGAUGUGAGACUUAAUCAGCUACAUUUACAUGUCAAUGCAUGAAUUUUUUACACAUAUAGAUGUUUGCACUAUAUAAAUGAUGUUUAUUAUUAUUAUUAUUAUUAUUAUUAUUAUUGUUACUUCUUCUUCUUCUUCUUCUUCUUCUUCUUCUUAUUAUUAUUAUUAUUAUUUUCAACAGGAAGCAUUUACACGAGUAUUUUGUCAGAAUUAUCAGAAGAUAGCCAAGGCUCUGGUACAAAAUGGUGACCAGCGUGCUGUGGAGCAGUUGUCAAACCGUGUGGUUCAUGUCAGUGUUCAGUUGUUCAGUAACAAAAUCCUUGCAGAGAAAGUAGUACAGGAGCAGAAUUUACUGCAAAUCAUGGUCAAAGUUUUACAUGACAUGGCAAGACCUUUGCUGCAGCCAUUUAGGCGUGGAGGUAAGAGAAACGUUUUUAUCAGUUUUGUAGAGAAAAGUUUGAGACUGACUAAAGCCAUAUGAGGGUUACAUGCAUGUAUGCCUACCGAAUACACUGCUUUUGUAUAGUCAACUCUUUCUGAAAAAAACACCACCUAGACUGACUAAGUGUUCUAUGAAAAGAGCUUGGAGACAAAGGAAAUUGAGUAUCAAACUAAGUUGAAACCAUUUUGACCUGAAUUUCAUUUUAAGGUAUGAGAUGUAUUUUAGUGGGGUAUAGUCAUGUAAAAGUUUCUGUUGAUAAAGACGUGACUGUCCUCAUAACUAGACUAUGAACAAAGCUGGACUGGUGUGACAGUCUAGAUAUGAUUAUGAGUGCAAGAUCAGGUUUUAGCGUGGCGUAAAAUGCCGAAGUCCUUACAGGAAUGAAUUUCAGUUUUUCCUGUUUCUGACCAGCAGAUAGAGACAUAAGGGAUAAGAGUGUCCUAAAAAGUUACCAUCAGAGGCGCAUAAACUUCCGUGUUGUUUUUAUUAAAAAAUAAUACUUACCAUUGCCCUCAAUCUUGCACUCAUAUCCAAGUCUGCUGAUACUGACUCCCUUUUUUUUUACAGACAUGGUUUCCAACCACGAUGUAGUGGAUUGUGAAGGUCCCACCCUUAAGAAUCAUUGUUACUGGCCAAUUGUAAGUGAUUUCAUCAAUGUCCUGUCACACAAGACAAUAGCAGAGAUGUUUAUGCAGAACAGAGAUCUCAUCAAGCAAUGGCUAAAGUUCAUUGGACACUUGACAGGUUAGGUUGUUUCUGGGGAGGUUACUAGUACUCUGUUAAUGUUUCAGCGUGUGUAGUGGUAUUAUUACAUAGUGGGAGCUUUCUUAUUGGACACUCUCAUAAGCCAAUGGCUCUCACCUUUACAAAACCUUGUUUUUGUCAACUCCCAUACAAACUCUAUAUUUUGUUACCUUGUUCCACAUAAUAAGGGUUUUUUAAAUUUUUGUUCAUUUAGAAUCAUAAUUUGCAUUCCCAGUAUCAUACAUGUAGUUUCUAUUUUAUAAUGAUUAUUAUCUACCGGGUAUUGUUUUACACAGGAAUGAACUUGAACAGCCGUAAGCUUCUGCGACAUAUUGAGUUUGAGCCAAACACAUACUAUACAGCAUUUGCAGUGGAGCUGGAAGCUGCAUCAUCACCGCUGUGGAGCUUUGUUAAUGCUUGCAUAACUCUGGUAUGUUCCUGAUCAUCAUUACAGUUAUACUCAAGUUAACCCUACUACUCCCAACAUUGGUCAAAGUGUAAUUUGACAAAAAAAAAUCCAAACAUCAUUUUCUAAAAUGCUGAAAAACAAAAUAGUACCAUAUGAAUGUUAGGGAUCUCUUUAAGGGCUGGGGGGCAGAGAUUUCCCCCGGCUACAUGACGAUGGGUAUGACUUCUUAGCUACUUUCACGGGCAACAAGAGAGAAGAAGAAACAAAAGAGAUUCCCAGCUGUUCAAUUUCCUGCCUGGUAAUUGAUUGCACAUACACGUACAGUGCCUGGUAACCUUUGUUUUGGUGAUGACCAAGCAAAAUUUUCUUUUGUCCGACCAAGAUGGUGUCUGAGUGGGACAUAAUAAAAUUAUGUCCAUUCAAGGGAAAAAAAUUAUUUGCAACCCUGAUACUUAGAGGUUAGAAAAAUAUUAGAGAUUACUUGCACUACAGAUCUUUAUAACCCCCUAGAACAGAACAGAGUAAUGAAUUUUCUUCCUUGAGGACGGGUAGAUCUGGUUUUAAAAAGUUACCUUUUGUACCUGUUUCAGAAAAAUAUCCAAUGUGUCCAGAACAUGAUUAGUGGAAGUAUAGAUGCUCUUGAAAGAUGGUACAAGAAGGUUGACAGCAAGGUUAGUGUGUCCAUAAUCAAUUUGGAAUGGUUGCAUUAAAUGUCGAGAUAUUUGUAGACAAAUUAAAAUAUUGAAGUUCAUCUUAUUUUUGUUGUAGCCUCAGCGAGGAGAAGUAACUUUUCAUCUUCCUCUUCAUCGACAUCUUGCUGCAUUUAUAAGCCUGGUAAGCAUUUUACGGUACAUGUAUAUUUUUGUGAUUAGUAUUACUUCAUACAGUGUACAUAUUGUAGCUAUAAUAUUAUAUUUUGUGUAUUUAAUAUUUUUAAAUAAAAUGUGAAUUCAUCAUGCGAUGUGCAGUGGGACUAGCUCAGUUGGUAGAAGGCUUCACUGCUAAACAGGAGUUCGCAGGUUCAGUCCCUGCGGUCAGACCAGCACUCUGGUCUUAAAGGUACUGCCUUCGCCCUGCAAAUGGAUAGAAUUUGGCUUGGCUUGGAUGACCACAUAAAAUGGUGGCUCUGUCUCCAGAAGUAGAAAUAAAAUAGGAGACAUAAAAAUAGUGUCCUCCAUUAGUACUAUCCUGCUGAAUGCAUUAAACACAUAAAGUGCAAUUUUUUCUCUUUAAUACUAGGCUGUAUCACACUUUGAUGUUCCCUUGGAGCAAGUGAUUCCUUCACAUCAUUUGUUGAGAAGCAUUUGUGAAGAUCUUUUGCACAUUCAGGUAAAAGUAAAGAAAUUCUCUCUAAGUGGAUUCUUUGAUCAAAGUUUUAAAGCUGAAGCAUUAUUUUUAGAAAUGCCAUUGUUGAUCUACAUGUACUUCUAAGUUGUGGGCCAAAGUAUUAGUUGUGAACAUGCCCCAUUCCAAACUGUAAUUUUCAACCCUAUCAUGAGACAAGAGUCUUGCCUCAAGGGCCAAAUACGCAACACUUGUCUCUCAACUCAAGACUCUUGUGACCUUGUAAGAGGGUGGCAACUUACUUUACAGUUCUGUUCAUGUAAUUUAGUGAAGUAUCAGGGUGAGAGAAAUACAGUACUUUUGUUGCAAUAUAAAUUGGUUUUGAGAGACCAGUGACACCAAAGGAGGGCACCCCAUACCUAAAGAACAUUUUUUCCAUUGAAUCUAUUUCUUUCAACAAGACCAAAUAUCAUAUUGACAUCAACUAAAUGUAUGAUUCACAGGCUGCAAUUUGUGAAAUCCGCGCUGGCAGAUGGGUGCGCAAUGGAUCUCAAAUCAGAAGUCAAGUUCGAUUAUAUGUUGAGUGCCAUUUCUGCAAUUCAAUACAGGAUUUGGAUAUUUUUCUGUUGCAGGUGAAUUGUUUUGAAAAUUUCUUUUCUUGGUUUUUGUUGUCCAGGAAUUUUUGGCUUUUUUGGAAACAAGGUCGAAGAUAAAUAUAAUACCUUGAAAACUAAACCUUUUGUAUAAAAGAAUCACUUCUGAUUUGUUUCAGAUCUGUGCCAUGUUUUUGGAUCCUGAUGUCUUCAUUGAUAUCAUGAUUGAGAGGUUUGUUUAAUCUACUGUACUUUUUGCCUUUCUGAGUACAGGCAAGAUGAUGAUGAAUGAUGAUGAUUAUGAAUUCAUGGUAUUCCUUUUAAAACAGUGCUAAUAUUAUCACUGGCCAUAAAAUUUUAAAAAAUGGAUUUCCUUUGUCAGUUAGUCAUUGUUAUUUUUUUAACCUUUAGUUUCAGUCUAACACACUGGUUUAAGUUUGGCAUGCCAGUUGUGUCCAGUCCUCCUUGUUUUGAUGUUGACACAGAAGUAUCCAUGGUGGAAGGAAUGCUGACUCUACUCAUCACUCUUCUCAGCACAAGACUACAUUUAGGUAACACUACUGCCUUUUGCUCAUAUUUUUUCCACAUUUCAAAAUCUACAUAUCUUCAGUUUAGGUUUUUUACACAGAGUUAGCUCUGUUGCCCGCAGAGCGGGUUCCAAGUAAUGGCUUCCCUUGCUUGCCUAGUCAAUACACCUGUACAAAGUAGAUCUUGUGCAGCUUGCAGUCAUGUGACCUCCCUUAUAUUGUACAUGGAAUUUUUCGGGUUAAAGUGAAGACGUCUCUUGCAAAAUGUCCCCAGCAGCUAAGAGCAAUGAGAUGUGGCUUUAUUCGCAAGCUCUAGUCAUAAUAACAUUAACAGAAUCGAAAAAAUUCUACAGCGCAUAACUUUAAGGAUUGAUGUAUCUCCUAAAAGAUGUAACAUUUUAUUAUCUUGAUUUUUUUUCCAGGUCUUACUGAAAAAGAAAUCUUGCGACAAGAGAUGGUAGCUCAGCUCUGUAUGGGAGACAAAACACACAGUCAAUUGCUCGAUCUCAUAUCCUUUUUGCCUUGAAUUUCUGUGAUGUCACUAUCCACCCAGCCCCGGUUGUUCAGACUUUAGAUACGGCUAUCAACCGGAUAAAUCACCAUGAAGUGGAUAAGUAUUAGGGAAACCAAUAUUCCAUUAUCCAGUGAGUAGAGAUUUAUCUGCUGGAUAGCAUCAUCCAACUUUCGAACAACUGGGGCCAAAAUAAUAUUGUACAUGUUAGGCAUAUUCUCCAGCUAUUGCCUGGGAAGAAAAUUGUUUGGGAAAAAACAAACAAAAAACAAAGUUUGGACAAUUUUUGUAAGACAAAGAAAAGGUGCCUGAUUGGGAACUACUGAAAACUGUAUGAGAGCACAAUAAAAAAGAAAUACAAAAAAGUUCAUAAAAGGUUAGAUUGAUAGGGAAAGUUGUUAAGUCAGCUUUCAAACAUAAUUUGUUUAGGUGGAUUUAAAAUCAUUGGCUCAACCCUUUUUGCAAUCAAGUGUAAAAAGGGUGAUAUUUUUUGUUAUGAAGCCAUGAGACAUGCUAAACCAGGUAAGUUUAAGAGCUUAUAAUAAUUGACAAAAUUUUGGAAACUGAACUAAAAAUAUAUUAAAUGGCAAAAGAGUUCCCCCCCACACACACACACACACACCUAAAUUACAUUAUUUUCUUUAACAUUUUGCACAUUCCUGAUAAACCAGGACAAUCUCACAACACGCAGGAUUUUGAAAGCACACUUAGUGAGGUAAGGUUUUUUUUUACAGUACCUGAAUGUUGAGAGGGUUGGGGUACACUUUGUGAGGUAAGAUGGGGUCACACUUAUGAGGUAAGAUUGGGGUCACACUUAGUGAGCUAAGAUUACUGUCUACAGUACCGGGAUAUUGAGAGGGUUGGGGUACACAAAGAGACAGGGUAUAGCAUACAUACUUGGAUGGGAGGGGAAGGGGUUGGGGGUGGAGGUGAUCGCAAAACUUAUGUAUAAAGCAUAUGUAGUAGGUAAAAUCUGUUCUGAGGUUGCUUUGAUAUUUUCUGGUAGAUUGAAAUAACAAUUUUGUGAUUUUGAUUCUCAAUCCAAGCUGGCAGAUUACAGAGGUCCAAGUUUUGAGAGUGGAUCGAUGCAGCAGGGCAUUUACAUUCCCAAAGGUAGACUUCUUUGUAGGGGCUUUUUCCUCCCAGUAAAAUCUAUUUUAAAAUCCUUGACAGCCUCUUUUUUCUUUUGGAGCAAUGGCUGACUCAUAAAACAGGGCUUGUCUGAAAUAGAUUCUCUUCUUUAAUUAAAAAUAUAUCCAAAAAUGACAACAGUCAUAAUUUACAGCUGAUGCUUGCAAGAAGUGUGACAAAAUAUUAUUUUUGUUAAAUAGAAGUGGUUAUAAAACAAUUUUGCUGUAUUUUCCGUUUAGAUUCUGUUUGGAAGAAUGAUUUUGAUUUCAUUCAUGUGCUAUUAAGAGCUGUCCAACGCCAAGAUGUACAAUCAUCUAUGGAGCGUUACAAAGCAAGGUGAGUAAAUAGUUACUUCUCAAUCUUUUUGUUAACUGAUUUGUGAGACUGUUGACUGUUAACUACCUGUUUAUCAAUUAUUUUAGGAGAUCAGAAAUCCCUUCAUUUCCCAUAACAGGGUCCUGGGCUUAACACUGGUUUUAUCAAUUGAGUGUUUAAAAAUUCAAUUUACCACUGUACAAAGAUUGGAAUCAAAUGAAGAAGGAUCUUUGCAGUUGUGAACACAAUUUAUGUGAUUGCUUAAGAAGCCUGAAAAAAAUUCAGGACUUCAACGGAAUUUGAACCUGUGACCUUGCAAUACCAGUGUGAUGCUCUAACCUACUGAACUAUGAAGCCACUGAUGUUGGGAGCUGGUCAUUUAUGUGUUUAUUGUUAAUUAUUUUAUGAAAUAAAUCAUAUAUUUUUUUAUGUGUUUAUUUUUAGACGAAACUGAGGUCUAAAGGGCCAAAAUUUUUUUUUUUUGAGACUGGGCCCCCCUUGUCUCAGAUCUCAGAGACUGGAUGACCAGCCCCCCCUCCCCCUCCUGAAGGUCUGGAUCUGCCAAUGAGAGCUUGCUUGCAGGCUAACUUUUGAGGGUUUAGUUACAUAACUUCCAGAUAAUGAAAGUUGCUUGUACAGUAUUUUGUUUUCCAUAUUUUUGCAGUGCUUGUAAGAAUGGAUCACCUGCAAAUGGCCCACUCUGGCCUCCAUUUUUGCCACUGAAACCACUCUGUGCAAAGUUCAGUCGAUUAACACAGUUUCUCCAUUCAAAGAAGCUACAUGGAAUACUGUUUUUCAUCUUUCACAAGGUAACAGCUGAUUUAUCAUGGUUAUUCAGUGCUAUGAAAUUUCUCCAAAAAUUCUGAGGUUUAGCUCUCAUGACUGUAUUUUUUCAAAAAGUUUGCUUUCUGGCUUUGAUUGAUCUAUAGUUUAACGUUAUUGUAAUGAAGUAUUUCUAGUUAUAAGGUUAGAUUUCAAAUAGGUUUUAGUGUUGGUUGGCUUCCUUGUGUCUUCAGGAUAAUUGUUUACAACCAGUAAAUUGUGAAGUCAAGGAUCCAAGGCAUUUUAAACCCAUGGCCUCUCAUGUAUGAUACAAGCAACAGGGACCCUUGGAAGGACCUUAACAUCUGAUCCUUGGUUUCAAGUGUUUCAUGGUCCUCAGGUUAACUUUACCCCUUUCACUUUUUGACCACAUUUUGGUGAGAUUUUUUGCCACUCAAACUUUUAAAUCUGUAGGUGCAAUCCUAUGAUGUUACCAUUCAAAUGAAACCUCAGACUUUAGCAGUACUUUCACAUUGUUCUAUAGAUUUAGUAUGUAGUUCUCACUUUUGAGUCUGUGGAUGGAAUCCCAUGGUUUUACCAUUCAAAUGAAACCUCUUCAGCAGUACUUUCACAUGGUACUAUCGAUUUUGUGUGUAGUUUUACCUUUUAAGUCUGGAAUGAUGGAAUCCUAUGAUGCUACCAUUGAAAUGAAACUUUUUUGGCAGCACAAUUGCAUUGAAUCCUUUAUUUCUUUGGAUUUUGCAAAGAGAAAUUUGAUAUUUUUUGGGAAUUCUUUCUUUGGCCUUUGAACUUAGGACUCUAAAAGUCAUUAUAACUCUUUUGAAUUUACUUUCCCCUUUUUUUUCUUCAGGCUGUGGAAGACAGUAGCUCCUUACCAGAUGCAGUCUUGUACUCUUCCAUUUAUCUGACAAAGCUAGCUAUACUGGAUGCACUUAAAAUCUCCCAUCUUGUAAGUUGAGUUAAAUUGUUAGACUGGAAGUGACUUGAUAUAUUAAUUUUGGCAGAAAAAAAAUACGCACUGAUAUUUUACCAGGCUCCAAUAAGCUGCUCUCUUGGGUCUGGUCGUGUUCCUCCCUUAGAAGAUUCUUUUUGGGGAAGAGCACCAGCUCAUUUUCUGAACAGCGGGUAGUAAUUGAGCCUAAUAUUUUUCAUGGUUUUCCUGUCCAAACGGAAUGGAUACAAAGAGAUUAAAUGACCAGGGGCCAUUACAUAAGAGGUAAGGUCAGACGUAACAACUAUCAUCUGGCAUUUAAAGAGGAGUUUUGACUGGACGUUACUUCACAGUUGGCCCCAGUCGUUUUGAAAUUUUUUCAUUUUUAGUCUUGAUGCCAGUGCAUUCCGGGAAACUGAACAGAGUAUGUGUUAUUUACAUAUCCAUACAGAUGGCACCCGAAAUGCAGUUGUCUCAAUUUUCAGUAUAAUGUGUGUUCAGAAAUCCACCAUCACAUUUUCAUCAUUGUGUCUUCAUUUUGUCAGUGUUCUUUGCCUUGUGCAGCUGGCAGUCAGGACUCAAAGGAAAUUGGCUGUAUUAUUGUGGAUCGCUGCAUUGACUUCCUCAACGUUCAUGGUUUGUUAGCUUUUUAAGUGUUCUUGAGAAUCCUCAUUCAAGCAUUAUGUUGCUGUUAACUUUCUAAGCUUUCUAAAACCUUUCUUAUAGAGUGGGACUAAAAGUGACCAAAAUUUAAAAAAAAUCGGGAAUUUUAUUUUGUGAACAUUGCAACUUGUAGUAUUGUAGAGUCUUUAUGUACAAAUUGUAUAAAAUUAAUUUAAAAUAAGAAUUGGAAUUGUCUUUAUUUAUUAUUCAUUUAUUCAUACGUAUUUCACUCACGAUAUUAGCUUAAUAGAGCUACUCUAAUAAUUUGAGUUGAAAUAACGCGUAUGUAUGUAUGUGUGCAAAAAAGGCAGUACUUUUUGAAAGCACUGCUCAAUAAAUAUUAUUCUAGUGAUUUUUUUUAAUACAUCAUAGGAUUUGGGGCAAAGACUGAAAAAUUAGAGGUCCAUUCAUUUUGCCUCAAGAUGUGAACAGUUGAUGAUGUUGUUUUUGUUAUUAGUAUUAUUAUUGUUGUCAUUAUUACAACUGAUUACUAGUCCAAAAUAAGGACCUAAUUGCGCUACAUGCUCGGUUAUUAUUUUUAAGAAGGCCUCGGAGCUCAUGCAUUAUCCUAUAUAUAAUUAUGUUGUCCUCUGGCACGUUUUCACAAUAUGAAUGUUCGGUUUUGUUAGGUAUCGUUAGUGUGAGGAUUAUAGAGAAGUAAAAAACGAGCUAUCCGUGCUUUUCUCAGUUAAUGCCUUGUGUUUUUUUUACAGGAAAAGAUGUAGAAGAUCUCCACCAAAUUGGUACCCAUCACUUUUUAAAUCGAGAACUGUUGUAUAGGUUACAACAAGGUAAAGAGAAUUACAUCUCAUCACACCGAUUCUUAAACUAAUGAUUUAAUAAUAAUACAUUCUGGUCCAAAAAAAAAUGAAAACAAACGCUAAAAAGAGGGACAUUAGAUGCAAGGUGUUUUUUUAGAACUGCUCAUUUUGCUGCAUCAUGAAUAUCUUAUAAUCAUAGCUGAUUCAAGUUUAGAUGUGAAAAGUCUUUAAUAUUUUCUGUCAGUUCAAAAGGAAGCUGGUUACAGGGGGGAAAUUUUCAGAAACAAACCUUUUCUCAAUCGUUGCAGUCAUCUGUUUGUUGUUGUAGUGUUAUGGUGUUGGAUGAUCAAGCCCCAAUAUUAACCAACAUCAAUUUUCUCGUAACAAUAUUGAUACGUUGUUAAGAGAAAAGGUUAUAAGAACAAAUAAAAUAUCACUAAAGGGAAAAUGCUUUGAUCUUUUACCAAAUUCUCUCGACUAAUUUUUUAAGGAAAUGUAUGAAGAUCAGUCUGGAGAAUUUGUAUGUUAAUAAUUUCUCUUUGUGACAUUACAGAUCCAUAUACACCUCUGCACCCUGGCAGACACUCUCCUCAUGAGGUGUCAGCUGUUAUGGCGGAUGUUCUGCACAAUCACCGUCUCAUGAAACCAACUCUUUUUGAGCCCUUUCUUCAGUUUAUGAGUGGUGUACUGACUAGUGCUCUCCGUAAGUAGUCCAACUUCUGCUGCUGUGCCGCUUUUAUUGAUAUUUAGCCAAAAGCGUAAGAACAAGUAGCUUCCACCAAUACAAACGAUAAAUAAAAUGCAAGAAAAUCUCAGCUAGUUGGGUAGCAGACUGGCCAGAUCAACUCUCUUAUUUUUCCCUUGUACUGAAAAAUACGGCCAAAUUUGAGAGUCGAUGAAUUGGUUUCCUGAUGCAUACCAGUAUCUUGAUUUCACUGACAAAGCAAGGGCAAUGCUAGCAUACUUUUUGUUCGUUAAAUACUGCCCUUCUAUUUAUUUAUUUAUUUAUUUUGAAAUGAUUAAUAUUGACACUGUUCUCGGAUAUUAGAUAUAGAUGAAAGACAACAACGAGAAGAGUAACCACUCCUAGUGUUUAUCUUCCAUUGAUUGUGUGAAUGGGUAGGGAGAAGAGGGUACCUGGUAUAGGACCUUAGAGUCCCGUUUGUGCCCAUCCCCAUGGGUCAAUUCUGUGCCCAUGAAGCUACAAAACACAACAUUAUCGAUAGUAUUGUGGGCGAACAAGCACUUCACUUCCUAUGUAUAUAUUUUUUAUAUACUUAGAAAACCAAAGCAGCACUCGAGAGAAAAUCGCCCAACUACAACACAUUCAGUUUCUUAUAGAACAACAGCCUGUUCAAAGGCGAGAGCUUAUCACAAAACUCACUCGACAUCUUGUCAGGUAAGACCUCUCUUCUCUUUUAUUCUCUCUUUUUGUUCGUUUUCUUCGCAUCACGGGUUGAUGCUCUGCUCGAACUUAGCGGCUACAAAAUGACUGUGUGGGACAAAUUAGGUGGGUCAAUCUUUUGAUCCAUUUCUGCUGGACUCGAUUCUCGCGGAAAUCGAAUUUUUUUUAGAGAUAUUUUGGCCAACAACCAAAAACAAAAAGUUGUUACUCUGGCCAGUGCCCAGGAGUAUUGUAGAAGAUUUCAGAGGAUCGGGUGUAAGGCUUUCGAAGCCCGCGAAGCUUGUGUGGUUUACCCUUCCAAUGACCGUUUGCGUUGACCAGUGACUUUCCCAUGCUUCGUUAUUAAAGCAUGUAGGCGCGUGAGUACGAAUCAGACAUUGUAUACAAAUGUGCAGGUGAACGAAUCAAAAAUUGAAGUGAAUAUAUGAUGUGGGUGCAAAGCGCGGGAAAAAGUGUGUUAUUGCAUGCGACCCGUGUGAGCUAUAAUUAGUUCCUGUUUUGCACCUGACCCCAUUAUUCUUCACCUCGUUGCAUCCUGUAGCAAUGCAACACUCAAGCAAUUCUCAAAUUCAUUUCGUAUUAAAACUGCUUUAACCCUUUAAACCCUUAGAUCAAAAUUUGAAUUCUCAUUUGUUGCCCCUAUUCAUUUCCUACAGAAGUAGUGGGGAGAAGUUGAUAAAAUAUCAAGCAAAGUCAUCUUGUGUGAUCUUGUCCGUAAUUCUCAUGAUCACUCUGUUUUACAAAGCAUUGAUAUUACAAGAAGAAAUUUGAUGCUGAUCACUCCUAAGGCUUAAAGGGUUUAAGCAAGGUGUGCAUUACUUGAGAAAACACUGCAUGUAAGGAGGUAUCCCUGCGUGGAAAGUUACCCUGUCCUUCGUAUAUAUCUUCAGAUUAGCAAAUUCAUCAUGAAAAACGUCACGAGUAACAUAGCCUUGAUUGCGUUUUUUUUGUUUGCAAUUUAUAGUAUCUCUGAAAGACUCAAUGUACCGCCCAAGAACCUGGCAUUUGCUACUGAUCAAAACCAGGUGUGUUUAUCGUAACUCUUAGAAUGGUCACACCAUAGGAUUUCAUCCACAGACGCAAAAGAACCACCUUGUAGAGUAUUAUAAACUGUACUACAGGAAAAUACUGCUCAGUAGCUUUCAUUUGAAUGGUCACACCAUAGGAUUUCCUUCACAGAUGCAAAAGUUAGAAUCGCCUCGUGACCCAUAAAAGUGGAAAGUACUGAUAGUGCUCAGUAACUUCCACUUGAGUGGACGCACUUAAGAAUUUUUUCCUCACAAUCAAUGCCCGUGUAUGGGUUGUCCUGCUCUCGCGAAAGUUCAAAUUAAACACUCGAGUGUGUGAGUUGACUGGAGAUAACUGAAUGAUUAUUCAGAUCUUUGAAAGUCUUUGUUUUACUUUUUCUUUUCAGCCAUUCGCGUUGGAACUCUCCAUGUUGCUGAUGUAUCUAAAUAAAUAUCACGGGUGGCUCUUCAGAGUGAGAAUCAUUUAAUCAAUUUUAAAUUUAAAAUCUGAAUAAAACAUAAGCUGAUUAAUUACGUGUUUUUGUCGCGCGCCCGGUUUCUCGCAUCCCUCUCGCUCCACGCAAGCGAUAUGUAGCUGUGGUACAAUCCUGCUGUGAAAGCUUGUUUUGGUUGAUCCUUGUUUCUAAAUCAAAGCGCACUUUCGUCGUAUGCAUUUAAUCUUCUUUCAUGCGAUACUGACAAAUUGAGUGCUGUGGUUCUUAAAGUUGCCCCCAGUUCCUCCUUUCCUGGAGAGCGGUUGAAUGUAAAUUUUGAAGCCCUUUAUACUGGUAGAUGUUAAUAGCGAUUUUAAUUCAGUUCUAACAUCCCGAGCACGUGGCUGAAUCACUCUUUCUCUCCGUUAAGUCGAAGGAGUACAGCUAGGUUUGACCAGGAUCCGAAAGUGAACGGCUGAGAAUGAGUUGAUUGUGGGUUUGAUAUUCAUCAAUAACAUUUCUUCCUUUUAGAGUCAAAAAGUUCCUCCUGGCUGGCCAAACACCAUUAAUGACCUCGGUUUUAACUCAACAAGCCUCGUUGUGAAUAUCAGUCACGUGGUACAGGCCGUGGAAGAGCCAAUGGAUACAAGUGAGAGCAGUGAGAGUAAGAAAGCAAGAGAAUUCUUAAGAUAUUUAAACAAAUUCUCCUUACUACUUCUAUAAGAAGGAGAAUUUGUAUUUUAAUAUGGUCCAACUGAUGGAAUUGUUAUACUGGAAAAACCAAAUAUCUAUGAGUGUCACAAUGUUUGUAAAUUUGAUGUUUCGGAUGUAUAAACCUUUUCAAUGUUAAACAAAACUGUCACUUAACUGAAAAAGGAUCACAAAUCCAAAUCAUCUUUUUUUACAAAUAUUUAUGGCCUCGGUUAUCUGUGCACUCACACUUACAGGCACUGCUUCCACCAGCACUAUCUCACAAACUGCAGAAUCUGCGCGGAAAAGUGUCAAUGUUUCCCUCGAGAAGCAGUCCUUGGGUUUCGUGGAAGGUGACCAUUUUAGUGUAGAAAAUACUGCAGCUUUUCAAGGCCUGGUGCGUCAGUUUAUCAGUUUAACCAAUGCUUCUAAGGGUGAGUUUAUACUGUUAUUUCACUUAUUUUUUUGCUUUUCUCAAUACUCCUUUUAUGAAAAAUUGGCCCUUCACUUGCUCAAAGUCACGUGACCUUAAUGCAAAACUUGUGGGAUACAACUUAAACAACACAGAGAUGGGAGGGAAGCCAGAGUAGCGCAGAGAGAACACUGGCUUUCCACCAAUGUGGCCCGGGUUCAAAUCCUGACGUUGAUGCCAUAUGUGGAUUGAGUUUGUUGUUGUUUCUCUCCUUUGCUCCGAGAGAUUUUUCUCCGGUUACUCCGGUUUUCCUCUUUCCUUAAAAACCAACACUUCCAAAUUCCAAUUCGAUCUGGAACGAACGGACACGUUUCAAUGAGUUCUCAUGAAUUCCUGAGUGCUCCGUGAGUAAACUAAUUACACUUACAAUUUACAAUUAGAUGGAAAGAACAUGAAAAAUAUUACUAGAAAACGAGUUUUAGGGAGAUUGACACAAAACGAAGGUUCUCUGGGAUUUGGAUGUUCUGUAAUAUGGAAAAACUUGUUGGAACGCAAGGCUUGCGGUUCAGCAAGUUUGAUAUGAAAGUGAUUUGUUAUUUUUAUGCCAAGAAACAAGAAAGGAUUGGCACUUAGCCUCGUUUUGAUAGUGAGAGUUUUUGGAACUGGGAAAUGGUCUCUUUAGUCUGACAUUGACCGUUGGCUGAUUGUUAUUUGUUCAACAGUCAAGACUUUUCUCCCUUGUGGAUGAUAUAUAUAUUUUUUCACGACCUUUAUGUGUGAUUGAGCAGUGUCACUAUAGAGCGUUUUCACUCACGUUACCAGCAUCUAUGCAAAUUUAUUGGAUAAAAGAGAAGAGUUUAUCUUCCACUGGAUUGGUUUGAGACACCAACAUGGCCGUAGCCUUUUCCAGGCGUUCAGGAGAUGGUGGGAAGCGGUGCGAAGUGAAGUAGAGGGAGGACUUGGAAGGGCGGUGCGGGUUCCCUCACUCUCUUCUCCCCCCCACCCCCUCCCUCGUUUUCAUUUUUUCGCGCUCCUCUUUGCUUUUGAUCGCUCCUGUCAAUCUGAACGCCUGGAACAGGAUAACAUGGCCGCGGUUUCAUUGUUUUGGCACACCAAUAUGGAAGAUGAGACGCCACACGAAAACCCUCUAUGAGGCCUCUCUUAGGGAUUGAACGUAGCCUCCCACGCAGGAAGGAAAUACCACUCCCCUAAAAACGCCGGCGUGGGAGGUGAGAUCGUACGGGGUAACCUCCAUUUUCUUCACUAGGUAUCGCAAUUAACCUGCUGAGAGCCUGUAGAGGAAAUCUUGAGGUGGCAAUUGAUAUGCACUUCAGCAAAGAAGAAGUUCUUCCCGAGUUGGAAGUGGCUGUAGGCGAUGUUGCUAUGGAAACAAGCUGGUGUGGAACAGACGCUGAGGGUUCUUCAUCCCUGGGGACCCCCCAUAAGUCAGAAGCCUCAAGCGCAUGCGCGGUAGAAGGAAUUAAUCAGAGUAUUUUGAGCCUGUUGGUGAAGCUGAUGUCAAUUAUGACCAGUGCUACGUCAUCCCCUGGGAGGUUGGUAAUUUGUGUAAUCAUGCUUUCGACUAUUGAUAUGAUUAUGCUAAUUCGUUCUUGACCUCUGAAAGCGAUAUUUCGAUGGACUAAGGGGCUGUUCACACUUGAUGCCCAAGCACUAGUGCCUGGUUACCGUCACAAAAUGGUGUUUUACACCUUGAUUACCCGUUAUGUAAAUAUGUAGAUAUUUGCUCCAUUUCGCUCUGUUAGACGCCAUUUUGAAGCGUGUAGUGGAUUCCCUCAGCAGUUGCUGUCAUUUUAUCGAAUAUCGCAGUCGUCUUCCAAAUUUGGUCAACACUAGCUUGUUAUGAAGAAUUAGCCAGGGGAUUUGAGCCGAUCAAAAACAGAAUGAAUAGUGAUAUAAUUUGCUCUGAUGUGACCAUGUGAUCUUCGCACAUGUUUUAACCGUUUCUUGUCACGCAACCGAACGUAAGUCACGUGAGGUUAUCUAAGGGUGCGUUGCUUUAGGUGGGGUGUUCUGGAGUAGGAUUUAUGAUCCAGGUUUGCUGGGGUUAUGGAGCAUCCAAGUUACCAAUAGAACCUUGUCUAGAUGGGAUUUAACGGUUCCUAUGAUGUACCUUGAUCUCGAGUGACUUUAGUUCACGAAUCCUGAUACCAACCACUCCAGAAGGACACACAGUAGUUUCAUCAGCGACUUUUUAUUCCUACAAUACAAGACUUAGUGACAAAAUACAGUCAGCUCUCUCUCAACGGAGAGCUCUAUAAGACAAACACCUCGCCAAAAUUGACACCUAGAGUUGGUCCCUGCCUUUCUUUACUCUUUCACUUGACUUUCUCCAAGACGGACACAUGCAUAGUGCUGGUCCCAAAGUUGACCGUGUUAAGGAAAGUUGACUGAAUUAGAAAUUUGACAGCAGACACAAGAUAAGAACAGGGUUUUACCACUAAAGUUGCGACCCUUACCUUCAAUCUUGGAUAAAAUAGAUGGAAAAUUUGUACCCCCCCCUCCCCCAAAUCAAGGAUGGGAAAAUAGCGCGUUUUGACUUGUGCGCGGCUUCAUCCUUGAUUUGGAGGGGGGGUGGGGGGUUUGCUGUUCCAUUUUAUCAUGUCCAAGAUUGUUGAUGGCCUAUCUUUUCUUUGCAAAAAAGGAGCACAGCAUACGGUAAUGGAGUCCAGUACUUAUCAGACCUGCUAGAUAUGAUCCGUAACUCCAGCCUUGACAAUGCUGCUGCACUGAACAAGCUCCAGUCAGGGCCUGGAAAGAGUAGUGCCAGUCCUUGUUCACCUGAUGGGGAUACAGAAGACGCUGAGGCCAGAGCACGAAGGUAAAGAAUGUAUUUAACUGCGCAUAUUUCGUUCCAGUGGGGUUUCAUAUGCGGGUUAAGUCCUUCUCUCGUGAGCUGCAAGGGUCAAGGUCAUUGACAGCCUUAACACAGACUUAAUCCGACGUGUAUAAUAUUUUUCCUGAACUUAGUUGGCUACCUUGCCGGCCGUUGCAACGAACGUUAUUGCUGGGUCUUAAAAGUCUGUAAGUCAUUUUCAUUUUAGCCUUCUAAAUCUUAAAUAGUGGUUUGCAGCCAAACAAUAUAUUAUGAGCAAAAACGAAUCCGCUCCAGUGCCGUUUUGUCUUAAAAUUCACUCGCUCAUUAACUUCCAAUCUUUGAUUUAUGUUGAGUAAUUGCUUUCUCUUUUACAGGCGAAAACUUGCCAGAGAACGCCAACAAAAAGUUCUGGCUGAGUUUGCAUCCAAACAGAAAGUUUUCAUGGAGAAAACAAUGAGCAACGAUCCAGGUAUUUUAUGGUUAGCAUUAGAUAACAUCGGGUGAAGCCAGAUUGGACACCAUACGAAGUUUACACAACGCAUUAUUCUUUUAACGUAACGAUACUGGAGCAGAACCCCACUUAACCUUGCAGAAUUGCUGAAAAAAACAAAAGUGCAGAGCGCCAGCUAUGAAGAGAACCUAUGAGAGAGUUAGUCUCUGAUCUGCAGUAAUUAUAGUUAAACACUGAACUGAAAACGGUUAUCUUUCAAAUAUUGUAUUAGGAUACGGCGUAAGUAUAUAAGUAAUAACUGGAUUUGGCAGCUACUACUCGAUGGUGUAGUGGAUAUGGAAGUAGGUUAUGAAACAAAUACCUCAGGCUCAAAGCAUCCCAGUUCUGUUUAUCCACCUUAUUUUAUAUAACAGAGUAAAGUGACUUAAGUUGUUCUUUAUUUAAUUUUACUAAAAGAAACUAUUUUCAUCUGUGUUCUUUUGUUUCAACUUCGAGAAUUCUCGACCAGGGAAGAGGUGUCAGGUUUUAGGAACAAUAAUUUUAAAUCAAACCUAGUCUAACCAUAUGAGUUGACAAAAAAUACAAUUCGCAGCUCGAUCCAUAUGUUAGUUAUUACUGACAGCCGUCAUGAACCAAUCAUUACAUUGAUACAUUGGCUUAUAUUCCAAAAGAUCCCAGAACUCUUAGCGCAGAAAACUUGUAAUCAUUCUCCCUUUAUUUUGUUAUUACAUUAUUAUUAUUAUUAUUAUUAUUAUUAUUAUUAUUAUUAUUAUUAUUAUUCAUUUGCUAUAUUAAGAACUGUACACAGAUGCGUCAGAGGUUCUAGAUAUCCAUUCAAAUCACGUGAGGUCUCAGAAGACUUCACUUUCGCUGUAGCUGGUCUACAUCUGCACUCAUAAUUUUAGGCCUAGAUUUUUGAUAGUUUUUUUCUUAGUAAUGAUUAAUUUUCCUUUUCCCACUUUUAAAUUAUUCAUAAUUGUAAAUAGUUUUUCUAUCGCUGACAUAUAUUUAGUUUCUAAUUUGUAAACAAUACGAUAUAGUUUAAAAUUGUAAAUAAUUACUUAUUGUUCUGAUACUUAAAUAAAGAUUGGUUUAUUAUUUUUAUUAUUAUUAUUAUUAUUAUUAUUAUGGCAGUACAAACGUCUGGAUGUCCAGAGUAAAAACUAAAAGCUUUGGCUGGGCGGCAAACCGUAACCAGCCGCAGCAUCGACUAAAAUUUGUGGUAACAAUUACACAAUAAUUUGGCCAAAAAAAAGAACUGGGUAAAAAUGAUUUGAUAAAAGUGUCAUAAAAUAAAUAAAUCCUACAAGCUUUAUGGACGUCUUAAUUACAAAAUAAGGUUGUUCGUAAGUUAAAAACCAUCGUUCAUAUAUUAUUAUUGUUAUUAUUAUUAUUAUUAUUAUUAUUAUCAUUAAUCUUUUGUUACAGUUAGGUUAAGGUGUUGUCCUCUACAACUUUGCAGCUUAAUUUGCUUUUUUCAGACGUGCUUGACAAGUUAGACGGAGAUGGGGAGACUGUCUGCAGCUCAAGCGGUGAAUCAGGCCAAGAAAUCUUUGAUUGUGUUAUUUGUGGCCAAUCAUCUACAUCCACAGAGGGUAGCCCAGUAGGGUUAGUGGUUCUUCUACAGCCAAGCUCAGGUGAGGAAAAUACCACUGGCGAUUGUACAGUCAUUUAAAAUGAUCAAGUUCUAUACAGGGUUUGCAAGCGGUGUAGCACUUGUAAUGGAUAUGUCCCUUAUCCGUGAUACCGCUAUACGAUUUUCGCUUCUACGAUUUUUACACUGCUAUGGGAAUAGAAAGGAAUGCCAACUGAUUAAUGACUUUUCACCCCUCUAUUCCUAUAGUCUUGUUUUCUUGCUUUUUAAUGUACGAUUUCUUAAAGAUAAUCAAACGUAAAACAACCUCGCUCCCAGGGUUCUCACGAGGUGGCGUGUGGGAAUGCACACCUGAAGUUGCCCAAAGUACCUUUUGGCAACAACGACAGCAUUUCCUUUUCAUAUCGGGCGACUUCGGAGCGAGCCGAAGAUCGUCUACGUCGAGUGAGUGACUCAUUUGCAUAUCUCAACCCUACAGCGAUAACUCGUGAAAUAGACCUCUUUCAUAAUGGCGGCCUAUCAACAUAUUCUUUUAUAGCAUGAUAAUUAGCCUUUCUGACCUCGUUAACAUGUGCAAAAUACAAAAGAAUUCUUACUUUCAAACGAGGUCAGAAAGGCUAAUUAUCAUAUAUAUAAACGAUGAUUGCUCCUGAAGCCUGAACUCCUGUGAAGGUAUAGUCAGUGCUCUUCAAGCAAAUGAAUUGAGCGCUCUACGAAAUACAUCCUACCCAGAAUACAAGUAUUUAAAAGAAUAUAUCAAUAGGCCGCCUUUAUCAAACAGGUCUAUGCCCUUCGGGCAUUUACGAAUUAAGAAGGGAAGAUAAGGAGUGUGCGAAACCCAAUCAUUUCUCUGCAAAGCUGGCGGGAUAAGCGGGGAAGUGCUAUUGUUUUUCAGUGGCAGAGCCACGAGAAGUUUGGGAGUCCCUUGCGUCGGACAAGAAAGUACCCCGCACAUAUCAAUCGCGCCAGCAGCUACGCAGGUUAUAUGCAGUCUUAAAAAGGGUACUGAGCAAUAACUUAUUUAACAAUUGCGUGCCUGUUUUUUCUCAUGUAACAGUGUUGAAACACAGAGCAUUUCACGUGAGGCAUACCCAGCUGCCACUUAGCCGCGAAGAAGAAGAGGCUCGAGUCAUAAACUGCGGGACAACGUUCAGAAAAAGAUUUGAAGCACUGAGGAGACACUUUGACCUGGUAUGGAUCCAGAAUUGGUAUUUUGCAUCAUAAUUCAUCAUAAUCGAUUAUAAUGAGUCACAAUGACUUAUAUGAUUCAUAAUGAUUAUGAUAAUUCACGAUGAUGCAAAGUAAACCCCCGCAACUAAGAACCUGGAUUUUAAGAACCUGUUAGGCUAAAAUUUGCCUGUUAAGCCCUUGUUUACCCUAAAAUUUGAAACAGGUUCUGAACACUUGGGCAAAUAAGAUGUCCACAGUCAGAAUCCUCUUUGGAGACAUAGAUACCUUGCCAUUCCAACUGCAAUAUAUAUGUCAAUGAGGUCAAUGCUUUAGUUCUUUUUUUUUAAUGGUAAUUAUACAUAACAUCCAGUUUGGUAUGCAGAUUUUAUAUUAGGAAUAUGCUGAACCACUAAAUGCUCUUAUUGUUUUUCUUUCUUCAGAAAAUAAGAACCUUCGUAAGAAGCUGAAUAGCCUAAGCUUGUGCUAACUACCAUUUAUAUGAGACCUCUUUAAGCUAACUUGGAAUACUCCAGGUUCUUAGUCACGGGGUAUUACUGUAUAUGAUUUGAAAGGAUUAUCAUAGUUCACGAUUAUAUAUUUGAUUUACAACGAUUUGAUAAUUCACGAUUAUUAAUGUGAUUUAUUUAUGAACAAGUUAUGUAAUUUAACAGCUUCCCAGCCUAGAUGCGUCUGCGUUUGGCACAGAAGGAGGGAUACAUAUGCAGUCAUGCGGUCAUCUGCUUCAUGUAGACUGCCAUCAAUCGUACUUGAAAUCUCUCCAGGUAUUUAGUAGUCUUUUUUCAUUCCUUUUUGCAAACUGGAAAAGUAGUGGAAGAGUUAUUAAAGUUCAAAUAUAAAUACUAACAUUGGAAUAAAACUAACAAAUUUAUCAACUCUAAGGUGUCCUGAUCUAUGAACUGUUGUUUUCCUAUCUGUCAUGCAGUAGGAAAGGAAUGCCUCUGUUAUAUUGUUAAAACAGUGCUACUUUAUUAGCACUAGGAUUUAAUAAAACGAAAAACUUUAAUUAAAAAUUGCAAAGGUAGCACUAUAAUGUUAUUCAAUGAAAAAGAAAGAUGCCAGUGGUAGCACACCUGGCAUCAUAAUUUAUCAGAAUGCAAAACCCAACUGUUGAAAUUUUAAUAGCAACAAAAAUUUAAUAUUAUCGUGAUCGUAAUCGCCAUCAUCAUCAUCAUCAUCAUCACUUUGCUGAUCAACAUCAUCGUCGCCAUCAUUGGUAUCACCGUACUCACCGCCAUCGCGGCCGUGAUUACCACUGUUAUCAUCGUCAUCAAUAUCACUAUUAUCACCAUUAUUAUCAUUACCACCACCACCUCCAAAAUUAUUGUCAUCAUAAUCAUCACCAUGGUCUUCAACAUCAUCGUCGCCAUCAUUGGUAUCACCGUAAUCACCGCCAUCGCGGCCUUGAUUACCAUUGUUAUCAUCGUCAUCAAUAUCACUAUUAUCACCAUUAUUAUCAUUACCACCACCACCUCCAAAAUUAUUGUCAUCAUAAUCAUCACCAUGGUCUUCAACAUCCUCGUCGCCAUCAUUGGUAUCACCGUACUCACCGCCAUCGCGGCCGUGAUUACCAUUGUUAUCAUCGUCAUCAAUAUCACUAUUAUCACCAUUAUCAUCAUUACCACCACCACCUCCAAAAUUAUUGUCAUCAUAAUCAUCACCAUGGUCUUCAACAUCCUCGUCGCCAUCAUUGGUAUCACCGUAAUCACCGCCAUCGCGGCCGUGAUUACCAUUGUUAUCAUCGUCAUCAUCAUCACUAUUAUCAUUAUUGUCAUCAUUUUCACCACCACCUCCAAAAUUAUUGUCAUCAUAAUCAUCACCAUGGUCUUCAACAUCCUCGUCGCCAUCAUUGGUAUCACCGUACUCACCGCCAUCGCGGCCGUGAUUACCAUUGUUAUCAUCGUCAUCAAUAUCACUAUUAUCACCAUUAUUAUCAUUACCACCACCACCUCCAAAAUUAUUGUCAUCAUAAUCAUCACCAUGGUCUUCAACAUCCUCGUCGCCAUCAUUGGUAUCACCGUAAUCACCGCCAUCGCGGCCUUGAUUACCAUUGUUAUCGUCGUGAUCAAUAUCACUAUUAUCAUUAUUGUCAUCAUUUUCACCACUACCUCCAAAAUUAUUGUCAUCAUAAUCAUCACCAUGGUCUUCAACAUCAUCGUCGCCAUCAUUGGUAUCACCGUAAUCACCGCCAUCGCGGCCUUGAUUACCAUUGUUAUCAUCGUCAUCAAUAUCACUAUUAUCACCAUUAUUAUCAUUACCACCACCACCUCCAAAAUUAUUGUCAUCAUAAUCAUCACCAUGGUCUUCAACAUCAUCGUCACCAUCAUUGGUAUCACCGUAAUCACCGCCAUCGCGGCCGUGAUUACCAUUGUUAUCAUCGUCAUCAACAUCGCUAUUAUCAUUAUUGUCAUCAUUACCACCACCACCUCAAUAUGCAACACAAUAUGUUCAUGUUUUAGUAACAACUUUUUUGUGAUGUUAUCCAGGAUGAAGAUGCCAAUCAACUUCAUCACCUACAUCAAAUGCAGCCUUUCAACCCAAGGAAUGGAGAGUUCACAUGUCCUUUGUGUCGGCAACUCGGAAACUGCGUUCUGCCUAUUGUACCUACAAAUAUUAUUCCUACGAAAACGCCACUAAAGGUAACCUGGGAUUGAUUUAAUAGAAUUUUACAAAUGUAGCCAUUGUUUCAGAGUAUGACAACAAUAGCUACACUUGUUUAUUAAACUGAGCCCCGAAUGGAAUAAUUAUUACAAGGAAAUAUUAUUCAAUCAUACGAAACUGAAGGGUUAGGUAACAUACUAGUAAUAACCAAUGGUUACCGAGUGCGGGCGACAACGAUCGAAGCAAAUCGUUCUUGCUCCUUCGCUGUGCUUUGCGUAAGUUUCACGUGACAGAUUGUCAAAACGCGCGUGAUCAGAUUACCAGUGAUAGAAGGUCCAAACGCGCGUGAUCAAAUUGUGUUCUGUGCAUUCCAUUCAUUUUAGUGGAAGUUCAAACGAAUGCUGGCUACAUACAUGCGACGCAUGCGUAAUAACAACCUCGAGAUUAGGAUUGCGGGCUCCUCUUGUCGCCCGCAAUAAGAGAACUUUUUUAUGACCUUAAAAACAUGUUUUCCUCCGACAUUUUACAGUAUUUGUAUUUGUCCCCUAUUAUUUAUUAGGCUCAAACUAGCCUUGCGCGUUUCCCUACUAAAACUUCCCCAAACGUAAUAAUUAUCUUCUUUGUGUCAUCCUAGUGUACUCUCGGCUCAACUGAAGUCUUAGUUGUUAAAUUUCAAACAUUUCCAAGAGAUCCUACAAUGUUCAAGGGUAUCACUACUCUCACCCUUAAGCUCUCUUUGCUUUUAGAAUAAAGAACAAAGCCACAAGGAACAGACAAACGACCUUCAUGCAGUCUUGAGAAAAUUCAAGCUCCGUGUAUGUAUUCACAGUAGUUAAAAGUGAUUUGGCGAUUGCUUUCAUUUCUUUUAACUGCAACUUGUGCGAGGUUAAGUAUAUUGCGCCUCUUAGUUAAACGGCCAGGAAUAAAUCAACUGGUAAGACCUAUUGCUUGCAUAACAGGUGCCAUUCAGCCGCGCGCGAAGGACAAGAGACAAGCGCGGAUCGAGAGACGUAGAAAGUAUUCACUCGUUCGGCACGGGCUUCUCUCUGAGUUUUAAAUAGCACCACAGGAAAGUAUUGCUCCGCAGCUUUCAUUUGAAUGGUCAGUUCGUAUGAUCGUGUGCACAGCCUUGUUAGAACGACAUUUGUAUUAUUGACUGAGUGUUAACCCUUUAAGCCAUAAGAGUGGUCAGCACCAAAUUUCUCCUUGUAAUAUCAGUGCUUUGUAAAACAGAGUGGUCAUAAGAAUUACGGACAUGUUCACACAAGAUGAAUUUGCUUGAUAUUUUAUCAACUUCUCCGCACUACUUCUUUAGGAAAUGAAUAGGGGUGACAAAUGAGAAUUCAAAUUUUGAUCUUAGGGUUUAAAGGGUUAAUACAACAGACAAAAGUACUAUCUGCUAUGUUAUCUUUGUAGAACGUCACUAAACUAACAGCAAGUGCCCUUAACUUCACUGUGCUUGGUGCAGCAAUUAAAGCUGUUGUAGAAACAGUGUCUGCUUUGGACGGGGAAAGUCACAGGAGUUCCACUGAAAAGAAAUUUAGCCUGCUUUGUAAGAUGGCAAGGUAUGUUAUAUUUUUAUAUUUAUGGCCCGGGUACACUCGGAAUGCGGAAAAUGUGUGAUUAACUGGCUAAAGCAUUAAUGGCAAGCGUCGGUUAGUUUUCUGCGCGCGCGUCGUCGAGUAUUUCUCCUUUCGCCUUAAGAAACCGGUGCCUGCUACUCAGGCUUCUAAUGUCUUUACCCUUUUUCCACAAUUCACAAAUACAGUGCUUGUUUUUGUGUGUAGGACAAAUUUAGAAUUGGAACAAGUAGAUAAAGCCGCCAGGAAGCUCUCAACUCCAAGAAAGUCUUGUUUUGGUGAGUGCCUUCGCUAACCAUUAAUUAUUAUGUGGGUAAACCUCAAGAAAAGCUAUGAGAUUGCUUAAACGUGAUUUUUUAUUUUUUAUGAAGUUGAAUUUUAGCAAUUAUUAUUAUUAGAAACACCAGACCGUGGACACCCUUCUUCUUCUUCUUCUUUUGUGAUGUUUCCUUGUCAUGCCUUGUGUUCUGUUGUUAGCCGUCGACAUCAAAAGUACACUAAGCUCCUAAAAACUACUAAAACAUGCAGUCAUAAUAAAUGUAAGGUGAAAAUUGAUGUCUAGGUAAUUAUACUGUAAUUUCAAGGAAUCGUUCACAAUCAAAGGCAAUAUGAAGCAAAGAGAAAAGGGUUAGGGGUUAGGGUUAGGGUUAGGACCUUGCGAAUCUAUGACACCAAGGAAACAUCAACGAAGACGUCAGUAUGAAAUGUAAAAACACAUUUCUCAAACUACAGCAAAAAUAACUCGCUCCGGAAAAGCUCUACAUAUUUCGCAUUAAUCUUCCCUGCAUUGCCCUCGUCACCCCAAGAUACUUAUCCCCAGUUUCCACGGUCUACGCUAGGAACGCCGGGGACCAUGUUUGGGGCCCACCGACGAAAAAAAAGAAACGCUUGCAUUUUCUGAGUCUCGUCGCCAAAGCAAGCGAGACUAAUAAAACAACCCUUCUUUGUUAACAGCUUGUAUGUCGCUAAAAAGCAACGCUUACACGAUGGUUAUGUGUACUAAUGUUUCAGGUCCAUUGGUUCGUGCGUUCCAGUUUCACUCCCAGACACUGGUGGGUCCUUUACUAUCCGUGUGGUCCGACCUGACUGGGACUGAUGACUUCCGGGAAUCCUCGACCAGGUAUGCUACCUUCUCAGAUGGGUCGUCUAUCUCUCUUGGACAAAACGAAAAGGCAAACGAAAAUACUAGCCAUAUCUUUAUGUCGCCCCAUGUAAGGUAAUCUGGAUUCCGCAAUCCGGGAGAUCUUUGCUUGUGGAAUCCAAAAUCACAGGAAGUAUUUGCUUGUGGAAUCCGCAAUCCGGAAUCCUCGGCUUUAAAAUCCGUAAUCCAGCUCAAGAAAUCCAAAAUCCCGCUAACGACUGGAAUCCAGAAUACAAUUUCUGCUGACAAGGAAUCUGGAAUUCAGUACUCGGAAUCCGGAAUCGACAGUGUGGAAUCCAGAAUUCAAGACUGUAUUGGAUUACCUGACAUGGUGCAAGUUAUGACAUAGCCCACGGUUUAAAGCAUAUCAUUAGUAACUUUAAUCAGUUCCUGUUUUGUUUUUAGUUCGUCUCGUAAAACUGGAGACUGUCCGAUUUUGCUACGAGACGCUACGUCGCUGUUAAUUCAGAUGAUGUUGUCGUGGCCUACAGCGCUUUCAGCGCGUAAGUAAAUCAUUAUCGUUUUUAUUAACGCGUAUUUUCUUCGUAGAAUAACUCGUUGCGAACAAGAGUAGUGCUGUACGAUACGAAACACGGCUUAGUGAACAGAGAUCCAAACCGUGGCCGUGAAGAACAGGAUAUAUUAUUGUUAAUUCUUGGACAAAUCGUCUCUUUAAGAUUAAGGACACUUCGCAAUACAAAUUUGUUAGCGUCAAGGCAUAUUAAAAGAGAAAAAACGCUCACUUCCGGUUGACGUACGUCGCCCAAGAACGUCGCUACUUAAGCUCCCUAUUGUAUUUUAUGACAAGAAAUCUGCUUCAUGGCUUAUUUUGUUUUUGUUUUUGUUUGUUUUUUUUAAUGAAACUACCUAUAUUGCUCUAAGGCUUCCUCACAUAGGCUUCCUGACAAUGUAACCGAAAUAGCUGUAAAAGCUGCCCAGACGUCACUCUCUUGAUGUAAAUUUGCGCGCAACGGAAGACGGGAAAGAUUAAACAGGCGAGACGCUUCGCCUUCCCGUGGUCCCUUGCGCUUCAUUACCAGUCACUCGCGUUUCGCGCUCGCCUUUGUCCUCGACCAACGUGCGAAAAACGAAGCGUCUGAGGAGAAGGCAGGCUUUAAAGGAUUGUUUGCUGGUAGUGUUGUUCACAUUUGGUACGCUGGUAUAGAUACCGAACAUCCUACGUUCUAUUGCUUUGCGGUCGUGUUGUUUACUUGGCCUCUCUUAACAACAACUUACCAACUUUAUUUGUUGUUGAACUGUAGGUGACUUCAAAUGCCUUGUGCAGCUUGUUUUCAACUUAAUGUUCACCCAGGUAAGAACUCAUUUCACUUUCAACACGCCUCGUUUGAUUAUACAUACAUGUUCUGAAGAUUGCUCGAGAUUUACCAAGUAUUUUCUUGUCCUCAGUUGAAAAAUUUUUCAUUUUUUUGGCGGAGUUAGAAAUCCGCGGCCUAUCAGCAGGGAAAGGCCCUAUAAACAGGGAGAGAAAUUUAGGCUGUGAUCACACCAGACCAGAUAGCUUUUUGUGCCGACACGAAAAGUUCUCCUGUAUCGUAUGAACACCUAUCUGAUAUGUGACUCUUCACUUUAAGAGAUCCGCGCGGUGCAGCUUCGCUCGUUACAGAAAUCGCGCUGAAAUCAGCGUUCUUAUUUGUGAACAGAAGCCUUAUCCGCUAUGGUUUUUAUGCCGGCGCAAAAGCAAUCCGGUUUUGUGUAAACAUAGCCUCAGACUGUCAGACGGAAGACAGAAUACCCCCCAACAUUUGGAAAAUAGACCAGUUAUACCAGAUGGUUGGCGUCACCAAGCAUGCCACGCGUAUCGUAUCGUAUUUUUUUAACAAAUCCAUUGUGUGCCUUUAUUUAGACUCUUGUUGACACCUGUUGCAAGUUUGUUGGCGACGAAAAGCUUUCCUGGCAAGAUUUGGGAAAGAAGGCAGCCUCGCAGGCAAGUGUAUUUGUCGGUCGUAACGUACAUAACAUGGUUUUCAUUAAUGCAAUUUGGUGAUGUAAUUUCCUCUUUUACAUUCACACAUAUGUAACAAUGCAGUACAUAGGUAAGCAUUUGCCUAUUCCCUAGGCCUCAUUAUUCCGCGCGGCCGAUGCGUUUCGGGUCACGUGGUCCGAGCGAGUUUUUGACAUCUCGGAUACGUCACCGAUAUGCAUUGACCGAGAAAGCCUGGGAGGACGCCGUACAGGUACUAGGUAAGGUAAUCUUUAGGUUCUACCCACCAGCCUAAAUCCCCUGAGAGACCUCGUGAGCUUUUGUUUUUGUGACAAACGCAGAUUUUGCCGUAUCUUCUUUUCAUCUCGCUGAGGUUGCCCUAUAAUGAAAUGCACUAUUCCUGGUUGCUUUUUUAAUGACGUACGAACAUGAGUGGGUGUUUAAAUGAAUCAUGAGCCGAGUUCAAGGCUCACUGUUUACCUUGAGUUUUUUCCUUCUUUUCUUGUUUCUUUAAGGUGAAAAUAAGUCUUACUUAACUUUCAGUUUAAAGUGGUGUUCUUAGUAUCCUGGCCUUGAGUGGAAGCGGAGAUGGAGGUGAAGUUGUUUUUAGAAACCUCGCUGCUUUUCAAAUGUAUAUCAUGCUCUUAUGGAUUGAAAAACAAGUUAGGUUUCUAUCAAAACAAAGCCACCACCAGCCUUGCUAACACUCAAAAGGCUGGGUCGCUCAGUAUGCAACCGUAGUCGGUGGCAGAAGAAGGGUUGUCUCAUCACUCAACGCGUCUAGGAAAUGUUUAUUUGAUUACCGUUGUUUUGAUGUUUUUCCUGUUCAUUGUGGUAGGACAAGUCUCAGAGUUCGUUACCCGCUGAGUUGUUGCUUGGUUACGUUUGCCGCAUGCUCAGUAACAGCAGCCUGUUUAAGGAAGAUCAUCACACUGCAGGGGUGAGUAAAUCCAAUCAGUGCACUUAGCGUUAAUAUUGACACCUGUAUUCUCCACACUACUCUCGAUGCGACUUAUAUAGAGGUAAUAAUGAAAAUUUAUCUUAAUAAUCGAGAGUUUGUCCUGGCACCGUUUGACUCCUCCAUUCUGUUGUUGAUCUCUGUUCCGCAGAUUUCUCAAACAGUAUGGUCUCCACAUACAGUAGAGCGAACCUUGCAGGAUUCUUGCCUGCCAUUCCUGCGCUCCGCUUGUACUAUGGCGCGUCUUGUCUACAAUAUUAAUCUACCAGAAGUAGAGGUAAGACCAAGUCCGAUCGUGGGAGUUAAAACUAAUGCAGGGAGAGAGAGCUUUAUGACAUCAGUGAGUUCGCCACUUGAGAAACGAAAAGGGAACUAGAGCCGAAAUGCGUCCUGCAGUUAUUUCCGGGGUCGUUACUGGGCAUGCGCCGGUCAGCUAUUGGCCAACUCUUUUUCUUGUCCCUACUAACAAUCCCAGAAGUCUUUGCAAAAGUUAACUCGGCCCAGUUUCCUUGUCUAUUCUAAAGUUGAGAAUAGGCUGGAGCGGGUGCAGCGAGGAGAAUGGGGCGCAGCUUUUUUUCUCCUCUUACCAAACAAACCGUAAGCUACGCAGGCUACACGAGAAUCUUUGGGUAAAUUUGCGUCCCAACCGAUCCGCUUAGGACUAACUUCACUUAAGGUACGGGAAAACGUGCAACAGAAAACGUGCAACUGGUCUUGCAAUAUUGCUGUAAAACGAGUUGAAUAGCGAUGUUGCGCGUUUUACCACCCACAUCAAACCUGUCUUGCAACAAAUCAGGUUGUUAACAGGUUUGAACGUGGGUAGUAAAACGCGGAACAUCACUAUUCAACUCGUUUUGCUGCAAUGUUGCAAGACAAGUUGCCCGUUUAUUUUUGUUUCCGUUUUUCCGUACCUUAAGCGAGUUCGAGUUGAUGCUUCGGGGAAUUUUAUUUAAAUAAAAAUAGGUUCUUAAUCGUAGUUCCAAGUUACUUUUACCCCCAAAACACCAAUCCGUUAUGUCCUUACUGUUUUGUUCCGUUUGAUUCAAUGUGGCGCACGCACACCAGAGCAUGUUUUGUUACCGGGUGGCUUUUCUUUUUAAGGGGACUGAUGCCGAGUUUCGAGUUCUGGCCUCUACUCUUGGUUUGUGCGCACUGCAAGAUUCAUCUAGUAAUAGUGCCGAGUCCUUUUCAUGCGUCAACUGUCUGCAGUGGCCUCGGUCCAAGCCGCUGGUAAUUCUUCGACAAUGGUGUGAAGGUCUGCUGCUGUCGGUGAUGGAACGCAAGAUGACUUUAACCAGGGUGAAUAACAUGAUCGUAAUGUAAUAGCCUGAGAAAACAGCCCACGUUUCCAUACUGAUAACGCGUUACUACCCAGAUCUGGGUAGUGCUCCUGAUUGGUUGAAACAAAUUUCCCUCGCGGUACGACAAAUCAGAAGCACCACCCAGAUUUGGGUAGUGAAACGUCAUCAGUAUGGAAUUUCUGCUCUCGUUCUUCAGACGUCAUUUCGCGGGAAAAACAGUAGAGGCGUCGCGAAAUGUCUGGUGUUUUCUCAGGCUAUAGUGGUAACUUAACUUAUUGUGUUUGCGGCAAGAAGGAAAGGUCAAGAUCAACUCUAACGUUAACCGAGUUCUGGAAUUCCCUAUCUCUGAUAUUGCCACUUGCAAAUCAUCUCUCAAAAAAAUACCUCAUCGCUCAGUGAGCUGAAUAUUUAAAAAUGUCACACUUCUUAUCCAUGCCUGAACUUAAAACGUGUGAUUGAUGAGGAGUUCUAAAUUCAUCAGCGUCAGCAGUUUUUUUAGGCCUUGUCGCCGAUUUAUCUUAACAAGAUAUGCCCAGGUUUGCACUCAGCUGCGAAAAUUGUAAACUUCUUUCGUAAUAUACCUCACUGUAACUUGUCCUCCGUGAUAAAUCAGCAAAUAAACAAACAAAUAGGAUGAAGUGCAGUUACUAAAUUUACUCCAAACAGUCAGAACCAGCGUUGUCUAAAUAUUUGGUUUAGUCCUUGUAAUAAGGUGACUUUACUCGGGACGACUCGCGCCGACGAUUUUUAGCGUAACGCAGUGUUGCAACAUUGUUUGCGCAUUGCUGCGAAUGGUUACGACAUUGUUCCAACAUUGCAAUGCUCGCUGUUUUGCGCCAAAAAACAAUCGUUGCGAAUCGUCCCGUAUAGCAUCAGCUUAAUCUGAUUCUUGGAAUUUGCAGGAGCUUCUUCCAAACUUACGCCAGUGGCCGUUACCAAGACUUCUCCAGCUGCCUCAACGAUAUGACAGGUGGGUGAAACUUGGAAUAUUUAGGAAAAGGUUAAGCAUUCGAAGUAAAUAGUUGAUUACCAUUUACAAAAAGUUUCCGGAACAUGAGCUUGGAAUGUAAAUGGAACACAGCUUUUUUUCCGGCGGAAAAUUUACGGGAGCAACGGAACAUCUGAAACGGUAGUCCUAUUUUUUCCGAAAGCCGUCUUUGAAACCAGUCUCAGGCUUUCGCGGCCGUUUUUAGUUAAUAGAACUGAUUUGUACCAAUGGUAAACGCGAUGCCUGGACGAAAUUUACCAGUCCUGAAUUUUGUUUACCAUUUAAAUAUCUUUACCUAUGUAGAGUACCCACACUACCUGCCUCGAAUAGCUUUAGCUAAAUACAGGCAGUGUGUAUGUUUAAUGUAUUUCUUUGCUUUUUAAUAAAAUUGUUGUUGUUAUUGUUGUUGUUGUAUUUGCCUAAACCGUGUACCGUCCGAUUUGCCUAUGUUAAUGGUACACAACCAAUGUUUUCACUUUAUGGGGGUUCAUUUGCAAGACACGGCUUGCUGGCUGCGUUUUGACGAGGGUAUUUCUGCUGAGGGAAGAGCACUUCAGUAAAAAUGGAGAGGGCGUUUACUUGUCAAAAUUGCGGUUUCUCAAGCCAAUUUCUCCACCUUUUAUUACAAUAGUUUAAUUCAGCACUACCGGAAACGGAAGUGCAUCAAGUGUGGCUCCACUCCGGACGACCCUGCGGUAUGUUUGGUCUGCGGUAAAUUCACAUGUCUCCAAGGAAAUUGCUGUGUGGACGAAACAGGUGAAAGUAGACACUACGAGUGUAUACAGGUAUGUCACGUGACCUCAAAUCUCGUAAGUGCGACAACGUGGAUAUAUUGAUUUCAACUACAAAAUUAAUAGCUUGCAUCAUCCUUUACUCAAAUGCGUUCUUUGUUACCAUAGACGUAAACGUAAGCGUGAGUACAAUGGUGUUUACACGUUUAAAUGGACAGAUGCCUGCCCUACCCCUCCCCUAAGUCAACAUUACCACUUAGGUACUUCUCGCUUAGGGCAGAAUUUUUACUUAAUGGGGGGUAGGUAAAUCUCAAUAGACCUUUUUAACUUGAAGGUUUUGUUUUCCCAAUAGAGGUGAGUUUUAUCACAUGACCUAUAUUGGGAAAACAAAACAUACAAGCUAAAGAGGUCUAUUGAUCCCCUGAUUGAAUCAACAAGGUUACUUUGGGUAUUGGGUGUUGGGUAAUUGUGCAGUGAUUUCUGGUUGCCCUAAUGCCCAAUUGCCAAUGAUCAAUCACCAAAGCAACCUUCUAUUUAAUUAGGUACACACAGAAACAUAUGAACAAUAGUUUGGUGCUGCAGUUAUGGUGCCAAAUAAGAUUUCCAAUCUCAUAUAUUUUAGCGCUAAAUAUGACUCAAGUUCGUUGGUUGACGAAAUAUCACGAGCAUGUAAUUUCCAAUACACUCGAAAGUGAAAUCCAGGUGAAUUUCGUCAAGAUAUCACCGUAGAAUUCGAUGAUCUUUUUUCUUUAGGGUAGCCCUGACCACUAAUAUUCUUCAUCUCCCCCCCUCCCCUUUUCCUACUUUUCUCCUCUCUGUCUCUUUCUCACCCUCUCUUCGCAUAGUCCGCAUAAGUGGGCCUUUUUCCUAGACGUUCGUGGGGAAGGAACGCCUUACGUCUGCGUGGGAGGCUGUCUUUUUCCAUUCUUUUCAGACCCUGAUUGUUGUCAUUCUGUGUACUUUUGUUUAUCAGCAUGCACUGGACUGUGGGAGGGGAACUGGGAUAUUCUUAAUCGUACUCUCCUCAGUCAUUAUCAUUAUCAGAGGCGACCGCGUUUGUAUCUGGGGCUCAGUCUACCUUGACAGUUUUGGCGAGGAGGACCGGGAUCUAAGGUGAGUGAAUGUAGCAGUAUUGAAUUUAUUUGUUUCCGUUUUGUUGUUGUCAACGAGCCAAAGUGACAUUUGUCGAAACUGUCUUUGUUUUUUUUUUGUUUGUUUUCACAGACGCGGAAAGCCUCUUUUUCUGAGCCAAGAACGUUUCAAUAGACUUGAAGAACAAUGGUUGACUCAUAGCUUUGACCACAUGUGCAAGAGGUGGAAGCGCCACUUGAACACUCUGUAAACCAGUGAAGCUUCCUCGCAGGUCUUGAAUCGCCAGGCAUUCAUCUAUGCAGUGAAUCCUGAAUUGAAUGAUAUAGGAAGAUUUCGCCCCGAGGUCGGAGGAUGACAUUGAAUCUUUAUCAUUGUGGAACUUUGCGAUACCUUUUUUCUGCAGGCAGGGACGCUUAAGCAAAAUUCAAUGACAUCGAUUGUGGUCAAGGAAGUUUUGAAAAUCUUGUGUAUCAAUUAGAGCAUUCUCUCUAUGACGUUUGGAUCUGGCGGAGCUGGUUUCACGACCCUAUUCUAAGCAUUGACUCUAAAGAAACAAUUCUAAGGAGAUGUCUUGAGUUGGGAAGGCCUGCCCCAGGUUUGAAACAAUUCUUUCCAGUAUUGCAUGAGGUGGGACUGUGCGGCAAGUGAUUAACCCAGCCCUUUUUCUCUUUUAAAAUGGGACAUCUGCGAAACCUUAACAAGCUUACCAAAUGACGUCACUUAACGCUUGCUUCUUGGUCAGUAAUGUUCAUUUUGGAAGCCUGAUGGCGGAUUUUAGUUCGUGACCAGAACUGUCUGUUUUGGGACUAUUUUGGCAGCCUUAUUCUUCGACGGCCGUUUUAAACGCAGAGAGGGUUUGAAAAGAGCUUGCUAUGGUGGUGGUGUUUGUUAAAUACUUUCAACUGUGUAAAAAGUUAAUCUUGAACUUGGGGAAGAUAUAUAUUUUUGUUUAUUAUAGUUUAUUUAUGGUGAUGUACUGUGUCUAUAUAGGUAGAACUUGAAGGUGACAAAAGAGGAAGUCGGCAAUAUUGCACUUUCAAGUUUACCUCCUCGUCCAAAACACAUUCUAUGGGUUUAGUCUCGAUCUGAGGUAAAAAUUUACAAAUACUAGCGAGAGAUCGCCUUGUACAACUCUGUGCGUUUUGUGACUUUUUCAAGUAGCUACACGCCCAGGCUGUAAAAAUGCGUUGUUAGUGUUAUCUUAAGCAACAACCAUUAACUCGAAAGGAAAUAUUGCUAAGAAAAUAACAUCAACUUUACAUUAGACGAAGUUAUCUGGCCAAUCAUUCUCUCGUCACGCAAUGUUCCUUCCCGAACGUUGCGUGACGAUUGAAUAAACGGCCGCAUAGGAGGUUGCCUUUUCCCUGGGAAGUCAUACAGACACGUCUGGUAACAUUCGGUAACGGCUUGAAAAAGAGCAUGCGUGUUUAAAUUAUUAAAAGAAGUCAGUCAAAACGAAGUUGCUCCCACAAUAUAAGUUGUGCGGAAUUGUUAUUUUAAAAGAAUGAGCACUGGCGCGCUAAGUGAAUAAUGAACCCUGGAUAUAAUAUUCCAGGAGACUUUUAAGGUAAAGAAAUACCUGCAUUGCUAUGUUCAGGUCGUUGGGUGGUAUUAAAGUAUUGAAUUAUGUUUUGUU
Messenger RNA from Porites lobata, 39117 nucleotides. The record is from the annotation of a GenBank genome assembly. NCBI's taxonomy places the organism in Eukaryota, Metazoa, Cnidaria, Anthozoa, Scleractinia, Poritidae.